Penicillium riverlandense is the source of this 2064-nucleotide messenger RNA. Its product is annotated as putative C6 finger domain protein. The record is from RefSeq and is a predicted model, not a curated record. Gene Ontology annotation, molecular function: DNA-binding transcription factor activity, RNA polymerase II-specific; zinc ion binding. Bases 1 to 2064 code for a protein of 687 amino acids. The transcript has 2 exons. Gene Ontology annotation, biological process: regulation of DNA-templated transcription. Lineage: Eukaryota; Fungi; Ascomycota; Eurotiomycetes; Eurotiales; Aspergillaceae.
AUGCAAGUGGUCCAGCAGGACGGCCAAAUGGUCCUCGGGGAGCAGCCGGUUUUUGUGGAUGACCGCGCUGUCGCCUCGGCGGCUCGGGGUCCAUCGCACAAGGGUCCCGUCCCCAAGAACGUCGCUUUUGAGCUUCUGCUGGAUGAGAACUCCAAAGUACGAGCCCGCAUUCCCAUGCGCGUUCAGAUCUACCCGCAUGACACCACGGACUCGAUCGUCACGACUGUCAAAAACUUCUAUGGCAUCUAUGAUGCCGCCGCCAGCGGUGUGAGCUUCGAGGAUGAACAUGGGAUCACCCUCAUCGCAAGGUACGAGAAUCUGAGAAAUAACAUGACCGUCUACGUGCGAGUCAUCCCCGCCCAACCGUACCCGGAGGCCUACGGGGACAGCUUUUACGGUGGCUUCUCUGUCGAGGCCCGGAAGCGACCCAGUCUGGGCGAGCCGUUUCAGAUGGCGCCGGCCAUGUCGGCAGUGCAGGCGCUAGACCAUGACCAGUCGCCGUCUCGUCCGAGCUCGCGAUUGGCACGAAAGCGCAGCAACUCUCCGUCGAGCCGGAGUCUCCGGAGCACCUCGCAGCACAAGCAAGGCUCUCGUAGCGGCCUCAAAAGCCGCGGUUCGAGUGUCCAUGGUGGCUUCCCUGGUGAUGAGGCGAAUGGCUACAGCGAUAGCGAUGGUGACUAUGGUUCUAUCUCGGGUGCUCGCAAGGCUCGCAGCGAUCAAUUCGCCAGCUCUGAGAUCAGCAUGGAGAAUAUACUCCAGGAUGGUCGUCGCAAACGUCCCAAGUUUGACAGCUCGGAACUCCCACUGUUUGCACCUCCCCAAGUCCCGCUCACCAUGUCGACCUCCUCCAUUUCCCCUCAGCGUCGAUCUGUCGGUCAGGAAGGCGCUUCGCCUUUUGCGCGUCCUACACACCGUCCAUACAACUACCAGCAACCGCUGCCGUCGCCGCAGAGCUAUGGCCAUAGUGAACAUGCCUAUGGUAUUCACUCAGGGCGCAAUACGAUGUAUGCUACUCCCGUGGUCCCGGACCAUGGACAUCGCCUGCGAGACCGUACUGCUACGGGCCCCUUUAUCAAUUCGGCAGGUAAAGUCAGUGGCGCUGGCGUAUUACCCACGCCAGACCCCACCAUUGCCAGCUGCAUCUCCGAUGAAGAUGUAGCCAUGCAGCUGAUCCGUCUGGGCGAUGCGUCCAACUUUUCUCAUGGUCGCACGUCAGCCUCGACGCUGGAUGAUGCCUUUAGCGGCGCCGCCGACGCGGCCUCGUCGGCGGCUACCAGCGAUGGAGAAGAUUUUAGUGAGGAUGAGGACGAUCUGCCCCGUCGGCAGAGACAGGAAUCCAGCCCGAUGCUUCCACCGGGUACUACUAAGCGCCAACAUAAGCGUUUGGAUGACAUUCUGCCCAGUGCUGAUAGUAGCGAGCAGAGCUCUGAUGGCGCUGACGAAUUUGGGCACUACGACCGGCUGGGUGCUCCGGUCAAGAGUGAGGCCGAUUACGACCUCUACCGCGACUAUGCUCCCAAGGCCAAGAAGCCCAAGAAUCGCCCGGCCAACAUGCCGCCCAAGCCUCGCAGCCAGAAGAUGGCCCCGCUGAAGUUGAGCAAGGGAGCCAAGACCAACACUUCCGCUGCUCCGCGCAAACCCAAGAUGCCCGGCCCCGUGGGUAUGGACAAGACGACGACUUCUUUCCCGCCAUUGAGCCCCAACUCUGCCCGCAAGGUCUCGGGAUCGUCGGUCAAUUUCCAGCACCAGCUCGGUGCCGACGAAGAAGACUUGUCGACCAAGCCUCGUUGCCAACGGUGCCGCAAGAGCAAGAAGGGCUGCGAUCGCCAACGCCCGUGCGGGCGCUGCAAGGAUGCAGGCAUUGGCAUCGAUGGAUGCGUCAGUGAAGACGAGGGCAAUGGCCGCAAGGGCCGUUAUGGUCGUCACAUGGGCGUCGCUGUGAAGAAAUCCACCGAUGGGUCGAUUAUUGAGGGCGGCAACGAGUUCCUCCCGAACCCGACCACCACAUCGCCCAUUGCUUCUGCAAGUGAUAUAGCAGACAAGAAUAAGAAACGCAAGCGCUAA